AUGGGUUUCCGCUUCGCCGACUCUGGUCGGGAAGAUGCCAAGCGAAUUGCACUGGGAAAUUGGGAGAGCAGCCUACAUAGAGAGGCCAAGCACAUGCUCAGCGCCGUGAUUGAGAGCCCUGGCAGUAUUCCUAGCGUACAGGCUCUGCUAAUUCUUGGCGACCUGGAAUGCGGUGUUGGCAGAGGUAACACUGGAUGGAUGUAUGCUGGAAUGGCCAACAGACUGGCUUUCGAUAUUGGACUUCACAUUGACGUUCGUAUUAGCGGAAUUAGCGAACAUGAGGCCCAGAUCCGCCACAUGGUGAUGAGGGCUUGCGGAAUAUACGACAAGUACUGGGUACUAUUUUUUGGUCGGCCACCUAGUAUCAAGAAUCAGGACAUCAGCAUGGACCUGCUCUCUAGAGGGUGCUCGCAGCUGACAUCACUUAUGGGACGACCCGGACAUGCUGAUCAAGCGAACACUACUGCAGAGAUAUACGACCAUCUCGUCGAGUUGAUGGUGCUCGGCGGUCGCAUCGUUGAAAGGGGAGACAAAGUUCAGAACCGGGAUACACACAAUGUAAGAGGUGGAGACAAGCACGAUGGAAAUGAAGAGAGAGAAGACACCGCGUACCUCCACGCCAUCGCCCUUGAUCGUCAGCUCCAAAACUGGUACAAGCGAUUACCGGAACGUCUGCAAUGGAAACCUGCCAACAUCAAGCAUGCUCCUUCCAGCUACUUCCUUCUACACCAACAGUACCAUGUUUCUAUGAUAUUGCUUCAUCGUCCAUGGGCGAAGUACGAGGAGAUCGAGCGCGACGACAAAAAUGACGUCUCCAGAAACUAG
Colletotrichum spaethianum is the source of this 825-nucleotide messenger RNA. Its product is annotated as nitrogen assimilation transcription factor nirA. The record is from RefSeq and is a predicted model, not a curated record. Bases 1 to 825 code for a protein of 274 amino acids. NCBI's taxonomy places the organism in Eukaryota, Fungi, Ascomycota, Sordariomycetes, Glomerellales, Glomerellaceae. The transcript is spliced from 3 exons. Gene Ontology annotation, biological process: DNA-templated transcription. Gene Ontology annotation, molecular function: DNA binding; zinc ion binding.